Debaryomyces hansenii CBS767 is the source of this 891-nucleotide messenger RNA. RefSeq names its product Ctp1p (gene CTP1). NCBI's taxonomy places the organism in Eukaryota, Fungi, Ascomycota, Pichiomycetes, Serinales, Debaryomycetaceae. The record is from RefSeq and is a predicted model, not a curated record. Bases 1 to 891 code for a protein of 296 amino acids. Gene Ontology annotation, molecular function: tricarboxylate secondary active transmembrane transporter activity. Gene Ontology annotation, biological process: mitochondrial citrate transmembrane transport. The transcript has 2 exons.
AUGAGUAAAUCAAAUGAUCAAGUUAAAAUUGAUCCAUUCAAAUCGUUUAUUGCAGGAGGUACGGCUGGUGCCAUUGAAGGGGUAGUUACAUAUCCUUUUGAAUUUGCUAAGACAAGAUUACAAUUAGUUGAUAAAUCAUCCAAAGCGUCAAGGAAUCCAUUAGUUCUCAUCUACAACGUAGCUAAAACUCAAGGUGUAUCUUCUUUAUACGUUGGAUGUCCGGCCUUUGUUGUUGGUAACACCGUCAAAGCUUCUGUUAGAUUCUUAGGUUUUGACUCGAUUAAGGCUUUAUUAGUCGAUACAGAUGGUAAAUUAUCAGGACCAAGAGGUGUCUUAGCUGGGCUAGGUGCUGGUUUACUUGAGUCCGUAAUAGCAGUCACUCCAUUUGAGGCUAUUAAAACUGCAUUAAUCGACGACAAACAAACAGCGAAACCAAAAUAUCAAAAUGGUUUGAUUUCAGGAUCUGUUAAGUUGUGUAGAGAUAUGGGAUUCAGGGGUAUUUAUGCUGGUAUUGUGCCAGUUUCGUUGAGACAAGCUUCCAACCAAGCCGUUAGAUUGGGUUCUUAUAAUUCGAUUAAGACGAUGAUCCAACAAGCUUCUGGUACUAAUCCUAAUGAGCCAUUAAGUUCUGUUUCAACGUUUUUGGUAGGUGCUUUUGCCGGUAUUACUACUGUCUAUACCACAAUGCCUAUUGAUACAGUCAAAACAAGAAUGCAAGCUUUAGGAGCGGAUAAAUUAUAUACUUCUACAUUGAACUGUUUCGUCAAGAUAUUUAAAGAGGAAGGGUUAUUAACAUUUUGGAGAGGUGCAACCCCAAGGUUAGGUAGAUUGGUAUUGAGUGGAGGGAUUGUUUUCACGAUUUACGAAAAAAUGUUAGUUAUCAUGAACUAA